This is a messenger RNA of Coniosporium apollinis CBS 100218, 3009 nucleotides long. RefSeq lists its product as uncharacterized. Gene Ontology annotation, biological process: iron-sulfur cluster assembly. Lineage: Eukaryota; Fungi; Ascomycota; Dothideomycetes. The transcript is spliced from 7 exons. The record is from RefSeq and is a predicted model, not a curated record. Gene Ontology annotation, cellular component: cytosolic [4Fe-4S] assembly targeting complex. The coding region runs from base 1 to 3009 and encodes 1002 amino acids.
AUGUCAGAUAUUCAAUUGUAUCUGCUCGAAUUCGAUAAGGACAGGAAGGAAGCAUCUUCGAUUGCUGCUCAAUCUGCAAAACGGCUCGAGAGUAAGGAGUUGAAACUCCUGGAUUUGAUAGAGUCUCUCGGCGAAUAUAUCAGCCAUGAUGAUACCGCGACAAGAGCGAAGGCGGAUGACCACGAUGUAAUCGGCUCGUACGCCAAAGGCCUUCUGGCACUUGAAGAGCGCGGGAAAUGGGAUGAAGAAAGAGUAGCAAGCGUCAUCAAUGCGCUCCUUGACAACACUCAUGCACUCCGAAAUUACAAGCAGCAAAGCGAGCGUUACCCUGUCUUGCAAUUAAUAGAUACCCUAAUGGCCAAAUAUAGAAAUGCGAUGAAGAGCGUUCACGAUAGUUCACCACAGUUCAUGUCUCGGCUUAUCAACUACUUCGAAGGCGAGAAGGAUCCGCGAAACCUAAUGAUUGUCUUUUCGAUACUGAAAGUACCAAUGACGGAAUGGGACAUCGGAUCCGAUGCGCAGGAUCUGUUCGAAGCAGUGUUCAACUACUUCCCAAUCACAUUCAAGCCUCCCCCGAAUGAUCCUUACGGCAUCACGACGCAGGACCUCAAGGACCGACUACGUGAUUGCAUCUCUUCUACAUCUGACUUCGCUCCUUACUCGUUCCCUGCUCUUUUAGACAAGCUUGACUCAACUUCAAUGAACACGAAGAGAGACGUACUCCAAACCAUCAUUGCAUGUGUGAAAGACUAUGGCCCACGGACCAUAUCACUCUACUCGGUCACGCUCUGGGACGCCCUGAAAUUCGAGAUCCUCAACUCAGAAGAAGAAGACCUUGCGCAGGAAGCAUUGUCUGGACUUUCAGAGAUUGCGCGGUCGUUAUCCCAGGCAUCUACCGGCGCACUCAACGCUUACCUAAAGCCAAUAGCCAAGGAGUGUAACGAACAUCUCGAAGACGCGCCUACGAAGCAGUCUCAGGCCGCGGGACGCAUACUAGGUGCAAUCGCAAGUGUAUCUCCGGAAGUGGCGAACAUGAUUCUUCGAGCAGUUCUGCCAACGCUGUUCACGCUUUACCAAGCGGCUGAUAAUUUCCCUAAGAGGAGGGGUCUGAUCGAAGUAUUCGUACAGCUCAUCCGAGCUGACCUGCAAGUCUACGGAGAAUGGCGAGCAGCGCCUGCGGUACAGCAAGCCCCUAAUGGGGACCGGACCUCUUCAGCUGAUCUUGCUGCCAAUAACGCGCUACUCAAGUUUACCGAUCAAGCGCUCGAAGUCCUGAGCACUGGAUUAUCAACCGUGCCCGUUAAGGAAGUAUCAUUUCGCCUCAUGACGCUGGAUGCGCUUCUUCAAUUGGCCAAGGUCCGCCAACUGUUGGCACCGCAAGAGAUUGCCGAGAUCAUCAAGUUGUUCCACACCAUAGUCAUCACGGAGGAGUCAUAUGGUAAUGACGAGCUAAAAGCGGCAUCGGUCAAUGGCCUAGUGGAGAUUGGCCAACAAAAGCCUCAGCUCAUCAUUGAUCAUGCAUUUCCAGCUUUCAUGGCACAAUUGCCGGACUCGGACGUCGAUGGAUCGACCACUUAUGUCUCUGUCUUGGAGGCCUUCGCGAAGCUCGGCAGCGAAAGGCAGCUUUUCGAAACAGUUGUCCUCCGCCUCCGAAACAAGUUCAACGUAGCAGUCCAGCAACAAGCGUCGGUCAGAUACCUCCGUGCAAUCCUAUCAGCGAUCCUGUUCGCCUUCGCCCAAGGCGCCAACAAUCUCCAGGGAACUCCUGGUUCCUGCCCUUACUACAACGACUUGAUCCUGCCACUUCUCAAGCAAUCUUCUGGUGCAAGAGAGACCAGGUCAAGCCUUUUCGAAGAUGAAGGCGUUCUAGACCUUAUUGGACGACUCUCGAAUGUGGUCCUGCGAACUCAACAUCUCGAAUUCCAAAAGCAGAUCGCUAGAGAGACCUAUACCCUUUUCCGCACCGGACCCGCAAAAGACCUCCCGCCUUUCGGCACGGAUGCUCCAACAACACAGGGACGCACAAUGAUUGUUUCCACGCAUGUCCUUGCAGCCCUGCAACGGGAAGCGAAACCAGUUGAUGAUAUCAACGAGCUGCUUACGGCAUUGGUCAACUUUGCUAUGGUCGAUUCACUUUCUCCCAAGGUCCGAGCUGCCACCUCGGCGCAGGUCUCACUGGUGGUAAAUAAAUUCAUACCUACCGCAGAACUCAAGGCCGUUACAGGCACAGUCCUGUACGCACCCACAGAUCUCCUAAACCCAGCUAACCUCACCAUAAACUCAAUCCGCACCAUCUUCGCCAUCAUCAAGGGCCUCGUCCUCCGCAAUCAUACCACACUCACCACCAUCUUCCCGUCUCUCCUAGCCCUUCUCUCUUCUCCUGAGCACGGCACAACCGUAGCCCGUGGCUUCUCAACCCUCCUCCAACCAGACGACCUCCUCACAAAAGAAAACCACUGCACCAUCUCCGGUCUCCGCAAACAAAAAGCCUUCAGCCUCCUCGUCCCCAACAUCUCCACUUCCGUCCGCUCCGCCACCGACGCCUCAACAAAAGCGAACUACCUCAUCGCCCUAUCCGGGAUCCUCCGCUGGCUCCCCUACACAAUCAUCGAACCCGAAAUCUCCGCCCUAUCCCCCUUGCUCCUGCAAUCCCUCGACCUGCCACCCGAAGAACACGAAGUCAAGUCCGCGACGCUGGACACGCUCAUCACGUUCCUGACGCAGAACCCGAGAGCGAUAGAAGAGCAUGCCAGCAGCCUCAUUACGCGGCUGCUGGCCACAACGAGCGAGAAGAGGAAUCCGGCCAAGGUGAGGGCGGCGGCGCUGCAGUGUCUUGCGCUUGUGCCUGGGCAGCUGAGGACGGAGACGGUGCUGCCGUUUAGGAAACAGGUCGCGAAGAGGUUGAUGGCGUCGUUGGAUGAUGGGAAGAGGGCGGUUAGGGGCGAGGCGGUGAGGUGUAGGGCUAGGUGGAUGGGGAUGGAUGAGGUGGAGGAUGAGGAGGAUGAGUAG